Molecule: messenger RNA, 4677 nt
Organism: Wasmannia auropunctata (little fire ant)
Lineage: Eukaryota; Metazoa; Arthropoda; Insecta; Hymenoptera; Formicidae
Gene: mlt
Product: tubulin-specific chaperone cofactor E-like protein
Exons: 7
Coding region: 322-1857 (511 amino acids)
Biological process (GO): protein folding
Molecular function (GO): alpha-tubulin binding
Source: RefSeq, a predicted model, not a curated record
ACGCUGGAUAGCGAACGGCGCGUUCGCGCGCGACGCCACUCGUUCCCCGCUCGAGAAAACGACGACGACGGCGACGACGCACGUCGGAGUCCGCGCGACGCCGUGAAGUCGCAGCGACGCGACGCGACGCGACGCGACCCGCGAAACGAUAUCUCGGCUCUCGCCUAGCCUGGCUCGGCUCCGCAGGCCGCAUGCGAAGGAGAUAACCCGGAGUGUGUGCGACUUACUCCGGAGGGGGAAGCGCACCGCGGCAUCGACCACGGCGAACGCGGAGCGGCGGCCCGAGGUCCGAAGGGCGGCGCGUAAACAAAUGCUGUAAAAAUGCCGUCGUUGUUGGAAGCGCUGGAGCUGAAGUACGGCAGCUCAACGACGGACUGCUCGUUGACGGACGAUGAGGCGGAGUCCGGGUCGCCAAAAGCCGCCCUGUCGGUGAGCAUCUUCAUCCCCAAGAAGUCUCCGCGGCACACGGUGCCGGCGCUACUGGUGCUCCAGGACUGCGACAUCGAGUCGGCGGGCAACGACGCCGAGAAGCUGCGCAGCAAGUGCAAGAACGUCGAGGAGCUCGACCUGGCGCAGAACAAGCUGUCGCAAUGGACGGAGGUGUUCGGCAUCCUGCAGCACAUGCCCAAGAUCAAGUUCGUGAAUUUGAGCUUCAACAGCCUCGCGGAGGUGCUGGAGAUCAAGCACGGCAACUACGAUCUUCUGAGGAACCUCGUGCUCAACGGCACCAGGGUGUCCUGGUCGACGGUGCAGGGGCUGGUGCGGCUCCUGCGCAAUCUGGAGGAGCUCCACUUGUCCUUGAACGAGUACAAAACGGUGGAUUUGGAUUAUCAAAAGCCGGAGAACGUGAACCCGGCGGUGAAGAAGUUACACUUCACCGGCAAUCCGGUGGAAGUUUGGAACGAGAUCUCGAAGAUAGGGUAUCUAUUUCCGAACCUGAAGAGCCUCGUUCUCGCCGAGUGUCCGAUCAGGUCGCUCGGCUUGGAGGAAAAUCAGAAUUUGCCGAGCGAGGAGGGCCGUCGAGCGAAGGAAGAAGGCCACGGGCAGGAUAGCGAGAACAUGAAUCACUUAGACACGGAUGAACACACUCCGUCGACGGACGAGAAGGGAAAUAGGAUAUUUGAGAACAAGGUCAACUACGAUAGAUCCGAGUCGAAGUCGGAAUCGAAUGGUACGAUCCAGUCGCCCCACGAUCCCUUCAGGAUGCUGAGGUUCUUGAAUCUGAACGGUACUCUGCUGUCGACCUGGGACGAGGUCGAAAGGCUCGCCAGGUUCCCCAUGCUGAAGUCGCUCAGGAUUCAAGGCUGCCCGCUUUUCGAGAGCCCACGAGAGUACACAGAACACGAGAGGCGGCAGCUACUAAUAGCCCGACUGCCGAACGUCGAGACUUUGAACGGCGGCGGCGUGAUAUCGUCUCAGGAGCGCGAGGACGCCGAGAGGGCCUUCAUACGUUAUUACAUGGACAAACCGGAAGCUGAUCGGCCCGAAAGGUAUUCCGAGCUCGUGGCUAUUCACGGAAAGUUGGACCCCUUGGUGAACGUAGAUUUGACACCGGAGAAAAGGGUCAAGGUCACGUUCACUUAUGGAGAUCUCGUCGAGGUACGAUCGGUAGAUGUAUAUAGAACGGUUUUCGAAUUAAAAACCAAGUUGGAAAGUAUGGUGAAAAUUCCUGCCAAUAGAAUGAGGCUUUUCUACGUUGAUCAGGAGAUGAAGGCGCAGUAUGGACCGGAGGAAAUGCUGUAUCCGAACAAGCAGCUGUAUCGAUACAACAUUAGGAACGGCGACGAGAUCAUCAUCGACAGCAAACUGAAUCGAUUCGCGUCAACGUCUUCGGCCACAUCUUCCAUUCGUUCCUGAAGAAGAACGAUGAGUGAGUCGCGUGGUAUUGAAGAAAUCCGAUAACUCCUCGGAUUUUUUGAUCUCCACUUGUAGCCUCACGACGCGACGCUCGUCGGUACGAAUCGUAACGACACUGUUACAGAUCAAAGAGAGAGAGAGAGAGAGAGGCACGCGUGUACGUACGGUUUUCACGAGACCGCGUUUGUUAAUAAUCGCGGGUCCGAAAACCGAGAACUGUUGACACAGUCCGGAGGCGGACGAAUGUUCGAGGGCGAAAUGUUUCCCUACGUGGAAGUAUAUGAGCUAAAUGUAUAGAAUUAGGGACUUGCGGAUGUUCGAUGUUACCUUAAACCGCAAAUAUUUGAGAAACAAUAGUGUGGACAGACGAUAUAUACGAGAAAAAUUCGUGAAUUGGCGAAAACUCUAUCGAGAGGCGAAAUUAUCUAAGAGCGUCAAGUGUUUCUUUAAACAAUGUGUCUAAACUUCUAAACACUUUUUUCUAAAAAUCGAAUUACCACCGUCAAUGCAAAUGAUCAUUCGACGCGAUUGUUAGAUUAAUUAUUUCUUCGCAUAACAAACUCAUCCGAGAGACCUCGACGUAUAAACUUAAAACCGCUACUAACGAGCCUGGUGCAUAGAGAAUAAUUAUUGUGUCCAGUGUACACGCGUACACGCGCUUAGAUGGGUAGUUAGCCGUCUUUUUCUUUAAGUAGUAAGUCUCGUCUGUCUUAGGAGACGAAGAGCGUGUGUGGGAAAGCAGAAUUGUACAUAGCGAAUUUCAAUUUCCAGCCAAAUUCGAUGUAGCUGCGACGCGAGUAAAGGGGGAAAACCCUAAUCCCGAGAAAGCUCGACGCGAAAGAAAGUGAUAGGAACUCGUAGAAGAGGAUAAUUCGACUCAUCUUAGGACGGACAUGCCAACGACGACUUGUUGACGAGACCGCGCCGUCGAGGCUGCUGCUGACGAAGAGAACGAAAAUAUUUUUGUAGAGAUCGCGGGCAGCUAUCCUUAAAGAAAGUAUAAGAUUCGCUCGUACCACGAGGACGAACGCGUUUUGUUGCCCCUCGCUUGUGCACCGAUGAUGAAAAGUGUGUAAUCGCAGUCGCAGCCACGUAUCCGCUCGCGCUCGCGCGGCUACUCUUUCGCGAAACGCGCUCGUUAAGAGAGACAAGGGGGAGACCUUGCGCGAAAUUUCCGAGUGUUUAAGAGAAGUGGAAUGUAUUUGUAUCGCUGGUUCGCGAAAGCGUCGUCGUCCACUUACGGUGUCAUCUUGACAAAUGAUCUCUGUACUUUCCGAAGGUGAUACAUAUAUACUUACAAGCGAACUAUCUCUUCUGUAAAUUUUGCGCGAGAUUAAAACCUGCACCCGCGGUGAGUCACUCGUAAGUUGCGACGAGUAAACGAGUCCCGAGAGGAAACGCGAGAGAAAAUUGGUGAAAUCGUACAAGAGUUACGUUGCUAUCAUCUAUAUUUUCGGUAUGUACUUAACGCUAAAAGUACAAUAUCUUCACUUAUGCAAGACAAGUUCCAUAUUUUCGAGCGAUAUUACUUCUGUUAAUUCUAGGGUGUAUUGAGGCGUACAGCGCGGCGUAAAAUUGCACAUUAUCGCAAUCGUCACGAAGUGGACGGACGGAGAGAGAACGCAACACGUUAGACGACGGCGAUAGAGCGUGGAAUACAAAUCUCAAAAUGUGAUAACAGGGGCAGCAUCGAUUGCGAUUUACGAUACACGCGGUGUAACUUGCGGAUUCGCAGUCACUCUCGAAUCUCGAAAGUGUACAUAUACCUUUUCUUUUCCCUUCCCCGAAGCAUGUCUCACUUGCAUUUACAUAGCUUACCCCAAUUUUAGAGCAUCGAAACGAGCUCGCGAGAUGAAGCCAGGUAGAAUGUUGCGUUGCGUCGCUUUGUCCUUUGAAACUGCCGGCCGUGCGGGAAAUUUUCGGCCGAGCGUCGAAGAGAGGAAGCGCGGACGGUGUGUAACAAGUUUCGAUUUCUUUGCUCGCAAGCAAACCGAAGCUUGCGGAGUCACUUAGUGCCUGCCUUUUACGUACUAGCGUAUAACUCAUGAUACUUCUAACACUGCCCUGUGAAUACGUGAAAAACGUAAUUCGGGAAAGACAAGGCUCUCGGUAAUGUAUAGUAUCGAGAAACGUAGACCGAAUUUGGAGCAAAGCACAAAAAUCCAGUUGAUCAGGAUCCAUAAUAAAAUUUUAUUUAUUAUACAGCGUUAUAUUUCUAGUUAUAUUAAUUAAUUAUUAUUAAAAAAGCAGGUUUCUUGCCGAGCAUUUUUGGUGACAGAGGCUAUAUGUACAAAUUCGGAGGUUUUUUUUUAAUAAUUGCCUCUUACAGCACAAAAUGUCAAUAUUCCAUCAAUAUUACAGCAACGUUGCAACGUUCCAGCAAUAUUGCCUGUAGCAGCUUUGCAACGUUACUAUAUUGUUAGAGUGUUCUGUGCUAUGUAUGGGGCAACGUUGAGAAUCAGUUGGUUAUUAUUGCGGAAUAAUAUUGCUACUGAAGAAAUUCGGUCGGACGUUUCCCGGAAAUCGGAGGAGCACCGCGAUAGUCAGGAAAAUGCUGGCUGUGGGACUCCAACUGCCAACCGCCGUGCGUCCUACCUUCGCAGCACGGAGAGUGCGAGUCGUUUGGUUGAACAACGGAAAAUGAAAAUCAAUCACAAAGGAGGACAAGGACGGUACUGGCAGUGGGCAGUCCCACGACGCAUGUGUCUAGUCUCGGAAAAGGAGAACUCUGCAUUACUUUCAUUUUAUAAAAUACGAUCCUUUUUUUUGUGCUGGCGCAAAUGUACGUACUAACGAAAUAAAUCAUUUAUAUGACACAAA